Messenger RNA from Hyaena hyaena (striped hyena), 2555 nucleotides. RefSeq names its product FAM111 trypsin like peptidase B (gene FAM111B). Lineage: Eukaryota; Metazoa; Chordata; Mammalia; Carnivora; Hyaenidae. The record is from RefSeq and is a predicted model, not a curated record. The coding region runs from base 235 to 2433 and encodes 732 amino acids. The transcript is spliced from 3 exons.
GGCUGGCUGUGCGCCCAGCGCGGGAGCGGGGAAUUCCGCUUUCCCGAGGGAAGAGGCCCGGCAGAGAGGCCGCUGAGACCCGUUCUUUGCAGCCCUUGCGAAUCCCGGGGCAGCGGUACCCGCACCGUUGGACAGAUUCUUCGCAUCGCCAUUGUAAGUGGGAGGGUAAAUCCAGUCCUCGUUUCUUUAACUUGGCCAGAAGUGGAAGUGAGUCAUAGUUUCUGGAAACUCAUCAUGAAUUCCCUGAAGCCUGAAGAGAACAAGUCAUCCAGUGCCACAGAAAAUGGCCAGAGUACCAGACCUGAAGUUUCAAAGGAUACUGCCAUCAAGCAGACCUGUCCAGGAAGAAUUGCUGUUCAGUCUCUAUCUGACAUAAAGGAGUGUGGCAGGGCCAGUAAGCUUAGAAGUGAAGUCAAGCAUGAAACAUCUGUAGAAAUCCAGAAUCCAGACUUGAGCACCAUUAAAAAAUGUUACUUUACUUUUACUUUGAAUAAAAACUCCAAGAAAUCCGACCGUAGUAUAUUUAAAGCACAUGGUAAACCAAAUGAGAGUAUCGACUCAGCCCUGAGAGCCAAUAACAAUUUCAGUGAAAGGAUGAAGAAUCAUUUGGAUAAGCACAUUCUUGUUUAUGAAGAAAAAACAAUAGGAGGAUAUGUAAAUUUAGGAAUGCCUCUCAAGUGCCUACCUACUGGCUCCCAUUUUAAAAUAACAUUUGGUCAAAGAAAGAGUAACCAGGAAGGUGAUCAGAUGUUACGCCAGUGUGAAAAUCCAUACAUGGAAUGCGUUCUUUUUCACGUUGUUGCUGUUGGGAAGAGGAUAAAGAAGAUUCUUAAGAUCAAUGAACUUCAUGAAAAAGCAACUACACUUUGUGUCUAUGCCCUAAAGGGUGAGACUAUCAAAGAAGCUCUAAGCAAGGAUGGUCGAUUUCGAUCGGACCUCGAUGAAUUUGAAUGGGAAGUAAUGGAAGAUCAUAAGACAAUUCAUGGAAAAGAGUCCCUGGCGGAUGAUGUGUCUGGAAAAACUUUAGAAAUGGACAUUUUUAAGAAACAAGUUGCCAGGAAAGGUACCCAUAAUAAAAUUAAAAAAGAGAAUGAAAAUACCACUGAAGAAAUCUGUCCGCAGGAUCCAGUACAGUCUGAGGUUAGAGAACAUGAACCAGAGGAAGAUGAGGAGACUGAAGAUGUAGAAUACAACAGAGGAAAAAUUCUCCCAUCUCGGAAUCUAGGGCGUGAUAUUAAAGGUAAAAGACAACGUACAAUUUUCAGAAUUAGAAGUUAUUACAGUAGUAGUUUCAGCAGAAAAUAUAGGAGAAACAACUCACGUAUUAGGCAAAGGCCCCAUCCAGGUAUGCAACAUGUUAAUCAGUAUAUCCAAAGGAGGGCAACUAACCUCUGGCUGAAGUAUUUGCAAAGGUUGGACAAAGUGAUAAUGGAUCAAUAUCCAAAUUUUAAUGAAGAGGCGCUUUGUAUGACAAAGUAUUUUCAGGAUGAACAGAAGAAAACCAAACUGCCACCAUUUCAACAAUUCAGCAUUUAUAAAAAGUACUUCGGAAAGGUGACCGAAAAUUCUACUUCUGUUGCAACCUGUGAAGAUCUUAUUCAUCUUAGUAAGUCGGUUGGGUUCAUGAAAUGGGAUAAUAAUGGAAAUACAGGCAAUGCUACUUGCUUUGUCUUCAAUCACGGUUAUAUUUUCACCUGUCGACAUGUAAUACAUCUUAUGGUGGGAGAAGGCACAGAUCCAAGUUUGUGGCCAGAUAUAAUAAGCAAAUGUGCAAAGGUAACUUUUGCUUAUAAAAAGUUCUGCCCUACGGAUGUCGAUUGGUUUUCCAUUGAGCCAUGGUUUGAAGUGUCUGAUGGAACUCUAGAUUACGCCAUCUUAAAGCUAAGAAAAAAUGAAAAUGAAUUUCCUCCAGGCCUGUUUGGACAGAUUUCCUCUCAACUGCCUAGUGGUUUGAUUUAUUUAAUUGGUCACCCAGAAGGCCAGGUCAAGAAAAUAGAUGGCUGUGCUGUGAUUCCUCGGAAUCAGCGGUUAGAGAGGUACCCAGAGCAUCAUCAGGAUGGGUUGAUAGCACCCCAUGCUGCCACUUACAAUGUUUUCUCUAUGUUUACCCAACGAAGUUUCCUAUCAGAGGUUUGGCGCACAGACACACUUAGCUAUGAUACUUGUUUUUCCAGUGGGUCCUCUGGCUCCCCAGUGUUCAAUGCAUCUGGAAAAUUGGUUGCUGUUCAUACCGUUGGGCAUUUUUAUCAACAUGGAGAUAAAGUAUAUGCCCUUAUUGAAUUUGGCUAUUCUAUGGGGUCAAUUCUUUGUGAUGUUAAACAGAAAAAUGAGAGCUUGUAUAAAUUAUUAAAUGAAGAGAAAAAUGAGAACCAUAAUGAAGACCAAAAUAACAAGUCCUUUCAAGAUCAUCAGAUUGAACUGAUGGAACAUUAGAAAAAAAGAUGUUUUCAAGAAAAUAUGCCAAGAAUUUAGAGUAUUCAGGGCUGUUUUCCUUAAAGUAUAAUGAAUAUUCUUUUUUAAUUAGAAAAUGAUGUGGAUGUUCAAAACACAUUUAA